UGGUCAGCAAGCAGGAAAUGUAGGUGCCGUCCUACUCCACCACCCACUCCCCGCGGCCCCUCCCCGUCAUCAUCUUCACAACCCCUCAUGAUUUUCAACUGUGAGUUGGUGAGUCAAUGGGGGUUGGUGACUCUCUCAUGCUGGUGGAAUGGCGACCGAGGGAGUUCUCUUGGGAAUGGGCAAUCCCCUCCUCGACAUUUCUGCGGUCGUGGACCAGCAGUUCUUGGACAGAUAUGGAAUCAAGUUGAAUGAUGCCAUUCUUGCAGAUGAUAGACAUGUAUCUAUGUAUGAAGAGAUGACUUCCAAGUACAAUGUGGAGUACAUCGCUGGAGGUGCUACUCAAAAUUCUAUCAGGGUUGCUCAGUGGAUGCUUCAAAUUCCUGGUGCAACCUGUUAUAUGGGUUGCAUUGGAAAGGACAAAUUUGGGGAAGAGAUGGCGAAGAACUCAAAACUUGCUGGUGUAAAUGUCCAUUAUUAUGAGGUUGAUUCUGCACCAACUGGUACUUGUGCUGUAUGCGUCGUGGGUGGUGAAAGGUCACUUGUUGCCAAUUUGUCAGCUGCAAAUUGCUACAAAUCUGAACAUUUGAAGAGACCAGAAAAUUGGGCAUUGGUUGAGAUGGCAAAGUACUUCUAUAUUGCUGGGUUUUUUCUCACAGUGUCCCCAGACUCCAUUCAGCUUGUUGCUGAGCAUGCAGCUGCAAACAACAAGGUUUUCACGAUGAAUCUUUCUGCUCCAUUUAUCUGUGAGUUCUUCAAGGAUGCCCAAGACAAAGUUCUGCCGUACAUGGACUUUGUUUUUGGAAAUGAAACGGAAGCAAGAACUUUCUCAAAAGUUCAUGGUUGGGAGACUGAGAAUGUUGAGGAGAUAGCUUUGAAAAUUUCCCAGUUGCCCAAGGCAUCUGGCACGCACAAGAGGAUCACAGUGAUUACUCAGGGAGCUGAUCCUGUGGUUGUUGCCGAGGAUGGGAAGGUUAAUUUGUUCCCUGUGAUAUUGUUGCCCAAGGAAAAACUUGUUGAUACCAAUGGUGCAGGGGAUGCAUUUGUUGGAGGAUUUUUGUCCCAGCUGGUUCAAGGGAAACCGAUUGAAGAUUGUGUAAGAGCUGGUAUUUAUGCAGCGAAUGUGAUCAUCCAACGAUCCGGCUGCACAUUCCCAGAGAAGCCUGAUUUUAACUGAGUGCUUCAAUUUUUCACCCGCUCUUUCUCAAUUUAUGUUGUAAUUUUGAUUGUUGCGGGAGAUCUUUGCUGGUUUCAACUUCUGUAUUUUUCCUGAUCGCCUGCACUGAGUAGCCCUUGAAAAUGCUUAUUUAUAUGAAUUUACACUACCACACCCAUACUCAUAUAAAAGAGGAAAUAGAAACAACAUUCUCCUAAUAAAUAUAUUGUGCUAUUUUAAA
This is a messenger RNA of Malania oleifera, 1394 nucleotides long. Its product is annotated as adenosine kinase 2-like. The coding region runs from base 149 to 1174 and encodes 341 amino acids. NCBI's taxonomy places the organism in Eukaryota, Viridiplantae, Streptophyta, Magnoliopsida, Santalales, Ximeniaceae. The record is from RefSeq and is a predicted model, not a curated record. Gene Ontology annotation, biological process: purine ribonucleoside salvage. The transcript has 13 exons. Gene Ontology annotation, molecular function: adenosine kinase activity. Gene Ontology annotation, cellular component: nucleus; cytosol.